UGUGGAAUGCUUAUCGGUGUUGAUACGGCACGUGCAGGUCUUUGAGCAGCGCGGCCGGCGAGGCGAGAGAAGGAAGAGCAACUAACUGAUCUAGGUUUUCCCCAGCGACAGAUCCCGACAUUCUUUAUCGCCGCCGAAUCCUCGGGGGCUUUAGGUGGGAGGAGGGCUGCAGUCACUGAUCCUGCUUGAAACAGUGAAAGGAAGUUGAAAUCCUUACAAUAAUAAAAGUUUCAAUCAGCUGAUGCAGUAUUGUCACAAUAUAACUUUAUUAUUUAGUUUGGUUUUGUUACACAUCAAUCCCUGACAAUGAAGAACCAUGAGCGUGCAGCAAAUGUCGCUCUUUUAGGUCUGACUUUGGCACCACUUUUCAUUAAGGUAAAUCCAAAUAUAAAUGUAAUAUUGUCAGCUUGCUUGACUGUAUAUGUUGGGUGCUACAGAUCAGUCAAACCCACACCACCAUCUGAAACAAUGUCAAAUGAACAUGCAAUGCGCUUCCCCCUAGUUGGCAGUGCAGUGCUCCUGUCAUUGUUUUUACUCUUCAAGUUUUUGUCAAAAGACUUGGUCAAUGCUGUACUCACAUGUUACUUUUUUGUGCUCGGGAUCAUCGCUCUUUCAGCGACAUUAUUGCCUUCAAUUAAGCGGUUUCUUCCAAAACAUUGGAAUGAGGAUCUCAUUGUUUGGCAUGCUCCUUAUUUUCGUUCUAUUACAGUAGAAUUCACCAGGUCUCAGAUAGUUUCCUCCAUUCCUGGAACAUUUUUCUGUGCUUGGUACGCUUCUCGAAAGCAUUGGUUAGCAAACAAUGUCUUGGGAAUUUCAUUCUGCAUUCAGGGAAUUGAGAUGCUAUCUUUGGGCUCAUUUAAAACCGGCGCUAUACUUCUGGUGCAUUGCACUUUUAAAAAGUUAGUAAAGCGUUCUUCUCUGUCCUUCCACAUUAUCAUUUUUGGCUCAAAUUUGCUUGCAGGUAUUUUUGUCGCUUUGGCUUUGCGUUUUGAUGUCACGAGGGGUAAACAAAAUCGUUAUUUUAACAGUGCUUUUCUUGGCUACACUGUUGGUCUGGUUCUCACAAUAGUUGUGAUGAACUGGUUUCAGGCUGCACAGCCUGCUCUCCUCUAUAUAGUUCCUUGUGUGGUUGGGUUUGUAGCAGUCCAUUGCAUAUGGCAUGGUGAAGUGAAGCCGUUUUUGGAGUAUGAUGAAUCUAAGAUUAGUGCUAACGAAAAUAGAGAUUCAAACAGUACAGAUUUUGGCAGCAAGACCGAAAAGAAAUUGGAGUAGUUGCUUUAGACUGCAUCUGUAAUCCACAGCGGAUUAUGUACCUUUAAUAUUGAUGUAAACGGCUCAGAAAAUUUAUGGAAUUUCACUCACUUUGUUCAGUAGCAGUAGUUAAAGUGCAUUUUCUGUUGAGCUUUUUUCCAGUCAGAUAUGAGGAUGAGAAAUGUCGUGCUUUUGCUGAAUUCAUUGCCCAAAUCAAAUGCUCUAUUUGACUAAGUUGUUGUUACUAUUGGGAGAAGAUUUGAGUUAAAGAUGGAACUUAUAAUUAUUAAAUUUUAUUUUGAGGUGAGAAUUAUAUCUGCUUGGUUGAUGUAAUGUGAUGGCAAAUCGGUUCAA
Phalaenopsis equestris is the source of this 1605-nucleotide messenger RNA. Its product is annotated as signal peptide peptidase 1-like. Gene Ontology annotation, biological process: membrane protein proteolysis. Gene Ontology annotation, cellular component: membrane; cytoplasmic side of endoplasmic reticulum membrane; lumenal side of endoplasmic reticulum membrane. The transcript is spliced from 11 exons. The record is from RefSeq and is a predicted model, not a curated record. Gene Ontology annotation, molecular function: aspartic endopeptidase activity, intramembrane cleaving. Lineage: Eukaryota; Viridiplantae; Streptophyta; Magnoliopsida; Asparagales; Orchidaceae. The coding region runs from base 307 to 1272 and encodes 321 amino acids.